Molecule: messenger RNA, 1812 nt
Organism: Saxophila tyrrhenica
Lineage: Eukaryota; Fungi; Ascomycota; Dothideomycetes; Mycosphaerellales; Extremaceae
Exons: 3
Coding region: 1-1812 (603 amino acids)
Biological process (GO): transmembrane transport
Cellular component (GO): plasma membrane
Molecular function (GO): transmembrane transporter activity
Source: RefSeq, a predicted model, not a curated record
AUGUCGAACUUCCUUGGGAACGACCUGAAGACUGAGAAAGACCUCGACGAAGCCAGCACGGCCGUACCGACACCCCUCUACCGCUCAACGACCACUUCGCUCCAUAGCAAGGAGGAGAAGGGAGGCCUCGAAGAGCCAAAAGAAUCCCACGCACCGCAGGACCACUCCACAGCCACAUCCACCCACAGCAUCGACAAACCCGAACAACAGCAAGAAGAUGGCGGCCCGCUCGAACCAGUCGAAAGCAGCAUGUACCCCGGCCCAGCGAAGCUCAUCCCGAUCUUACUCGGUAUCUGCAUGUCCAUGUUCCUCGUCGCACUCGACAUGACAAUCGUCGCCACAGCCAUCCCGAAGAUCACGGAUCAAUUCGGUUCCUUGGAUGAUGUCGGCUGGUACGGUUCGGCUUUCUUCCUGACAGUUGCUGCUUUCCAGAGUACCUGGGGCAAGGCUUUCAAGUACUUCCACAUGAAGUGGACGUUCAUGCUUGCGAUCUUCAUCUUUGAGGUGGGCAGUCUGAUCUGCGGCGUCGCUCCUAACAGCAAGGCGCUCAUCAUCGGGCGAGCUAUCGCUGGUGCUGGUGGUGCUGGUGUUGCUAGCGGUGUCUACACUAUUCUGGCGUUCUCUGUCCCUCCGGCGAAGGUGCCGGCCUACACUGGUAUUCUUGGAGCGACGUACGCCAUCGCAUCGGUCGUUGGGCCACUCAUUGGCGGCGCGUUUACUGAUAAUGUGUCCUGGCGUUGGUGCUUCUACAUCAACCUCCCAAUCGGUGGUCUGGCAGCCGCCAUCCUCCUCUUCCUCUUCACGCCCCCCAAAGGUGCCAAACCACAGCAGGCCACAAUGAAAGAGAAGUUCCUCCAACUUGACCUCGGCGGCGCUUUCAUCUUCAUGGCCGCCAUCGUCUGCCUCAUCCUCGCCCUGCAAUGGGGCGGCACGACAAAACCUUGGUCAGACCCAGACGUCAUCGGCACACUCGUCGGCUUCUUCGUCAUUCUCGCCGUCUUCAUCGUGAACGAGAUCUACAUGGGCGAGCGAGCCCUGCUCAUCCCACGCCUGAUGAAGAACAAGACCUACGCGUUGAUGUCGGCCUAUGUCAUGUUCAAUUGCGCCGCCUUCUUCAUCCUAAUCUACUAUCUCCCCAUCUACUUCCAAUCCAUCGACGACGUCUCCGCCGCCUCUUCAGGCGUCCGCAACCUCCCCUUCAUCAUCGCCAUCGCCCUCUGCACCGUCCUCUCCGGCCUCACCAUCUCCAUCAACGGCGUCUACGUGCCCUGGAUGAUCGGCGGGUCCGUCUUAUCCACCAUCGGCGCCGGGCUCAUAUUCACCCUGGACAUCGGCACUGGCUCGGGCAAAUGGAUCGGAUACCAGAUCCUCGCCGGCGUAGGGUCCGGAGUCUCGUUCCAGAUCCCGAUUAUCGUCGCGCAAGGCGUGUCAGAGCCGAGUGACGUGAGCAGUAUCUCCGCCAUCAUCCUGUUCUUCCAGACGAUCAGCGGAGCCGUCUUCAUCUCCGUCGCACAAGUCCUCUUCACGAACAAGCUGCUAGAGGAAGUCGCGGCGAACGUGUCGGGUGUCAACCCUGGCGCUGUGGUCGUCACAGGCGCUACCAGUUUGAGGGAUCGGUGGGGUGGAGCGCAGUUGGCCGGGAUUCUGAGGGCGUAUAUGGCUGGGCUGAAGGACGCCUAUAGCCUUGCGAUUGCGCUGGGGGGUGUGGCGUGUGCGGUUGCGGUGUUGGCGUUGGUGAUUGAUAAUAGGAAUUUGAAGGUUAAGGAGAAGUUGCAGGAGGAUGCUGAGGCGAAGCAGGAAGGCAAGGCCUGA